UUAUGAAACUUGUGAUUGAUUAUCGUUUCAUAAGAAAUAGAAGACAGAUUUAACAGCUAAGGUUUAAAUGUGGUGUGUAUUCGGGGGCAGUUUCUGUGCGGGAUUGUUUCUGAUUUAAGUGUUCAAUUUGAUCUGAUUGUGUCUGGUUAAUGCGAGUGAUACAAAAUGGGGCAAGAACAAAGCACGGUCAUCGAUUCACCUGUACCAGAUCCAAAAACGGAGGACUCAUCUUCAUCUUCAAUGGAGUCACUGCUUGCUGAAGCCACCGCAUACGGCAAUGAGGACGAAAACCUAUCUCCGGAAGCCAAAGCUCAAAAAGCAUUAGAAUGCCCGUGCAUUCAAAACCUUAGGACCGGGCCCUGCGGGUCCCAGUUUUCUGAGGCCUUCUUAUGUUUUAUGAAGAGCAAUGCUGAAGAGAAAGGAUCCGAUUGUGUGAACCCAUUUGUGGCGUUGCAGAAAUGUAUUCAGAUCAAUCCGAAUGCAUUCCCCAGCGAUGUACUGGAAAAUGAUGAAGCCGAAGCACAGGAGAAACCGGUGCAAGAUUACAAAAUUAUCCCUCCUAAAUGGUCGUUAGAAACUGCGAAUGCAAAACCGAAGCUUUAGUAAAAGAUCUUACCCGUGAAUUUUUUUUUUCGAAAUUGCUAGAUGUCAUUUUUCUUUUGUUACUGAGUUUUACGGUUUAGGUCGGGUUAUGUUAUGUUGACCCGAUCAACAUUUUUCAAGUUCUAUAAGUAAUUAACGUGUUAAGUAUGAUUUUCUUAAGCUGCAUAAUAAAAGUUGUAAUUUGUUGUCUUAA
Molecule: messenger RNA, 796 nt
Organism: Helianthus annuus (common sunflower)
Lineage: Eukaryota; Viridiplantae; Streptophyta; Magnoliopsida; Asterales; Asteraceae
Product: mitochondrial intermembrane space import and assembly protein 40 homolog
Exons: 2
Coding region: 166-603 (145 amino acids)
Biological process (GO): protein import into mitochondrial intermembrane space
Cellular component (GO): mitochondrial intermembrane space
Molecular function (GO): protein-disulfide reductase activity
Source: RefSeq, a predicted model, not a curated record